Coregonus sp. 'balchen' is the source of this 1166-nucleotide messenger RNA. The record is from the annotation of a GenBank genome assembly. NCBI's taxonomy places the organism in Eukaryota, Metazoa, Chordata, Actinopteri, Salmoniformes, Salmonidae.
AUGCUUCUUACCACGAGUGGGUACCAGCUUGCGCUAUUUUGCCUUCUGAUAAGAAGCUGUCAAGCUGUCAAGAACGGCGCCACGGAAAAGUUAAACGCUCAGUUAAUAAGUACGGUCCAGGAUACACCGAUUAGUAAUGUAUCAAUGAAUCAAGCACGCAACGGAGGAAGGCGUUUGACCAGCGAUGCGGGGAAAGGUGAGUUGCAUUUUUAUUUCAAAUUGAUUAAUUCAACAAUUCAUAGUUGACCAAAUAGAUUCAUUGUAUUCACUGAUCCUUUUAGCAAUAGGUCAAUAUGUCUAUUGCUAAAGUAUUGAUGAUAUAAUAUUGGAAUUAUAUAAUUCCAUAUAUAGGCACAUUUUCCAUAGACAAAAAUGGGAAUUAAAUCAAAUUAAAGUUGAAUCAUAGACUUGAAUGGGAGACUUGAGUGUUUGAAUGGGAGAAAAGUUCAAAGUUCAAGCAUUUGGAAUUGUGUUGGACUUCUUGUUAACUCCUGCUGCACAUCAGAUUACCCUGACCAUGCCACAGUAUUUGCAUGUCAUUAUCAUUUGAGGAGCGUUUAUUUAUUUUUGAGUUAGAAUUUUUGGGAUUACUCUAUUUUCUGCCUAAAGGUUUGACAGCAAGAUUCGUUUUUGACAAUAUGUAUCUGACAGAAGGUAACACUCUCUCUCUCUCCAUCACAGAGCAGGGCCAGGCACAGAGCCAAGUGGGCUGCAGAGAGCUCCGCUCCACCAAGUACAUCUCAGAUGGCCAGUGCACCAGCCUGAACCCGGUCAAGGAGCUGGUGUGUGCUGGAGAGUGUCUCCCCUCCCACCUACUGCCCAACUGGAUCGGCUCCGGCCCCGGCUACACCGGAAAGUUCUGGAGCCGGCGGGAGUCCCAGGAGUGGCGCUGCGUCAUCGACCGGACCCGGACCCAGCGCAUCAGACUGCAGUGUCAGAACGGAAGCUCCAGGACCUACAAGAUCACUGUGGUUACCUCCUGCAAGUGUAAACGCUACUCCAGGCAGCACAAUGACUCGGGGAAUGGAAAGUCAGAGGUGGAGGUGGGGCAGGCCCAGGGGCAGAGCUCCACACCCCAGGGGCCCAAGAGGAGGAAUGAAAAGGAAGGGAAGGAUGGACGUUCUGGGCAGGAGGACUGGGCUGAAGAACAGCCUAAAAAUUACUGA